Molecule: messenger RNA, 996 nt
Organism: Ramularia collo-cygni
Lineage: Eukaryota; Fungi; Ascomycota; Dothideomycetes; Mycosphaerellales; Mycosphaerellaceae
Product: probable NADP-dependent alcohol dehydrogenase
Exons: 2
Coding region: 1-996 (331 amino acids)
Biological process (GO): alcohol metabolic process
Molecular function (GO): alcohol dehydrogenase (NADP+) activity; zinc ion binding
Source: RefSeq, a predicted model, not a curated record
AUGCCUUCCUUCACAGUCUACAAGGGCAGCAAAGACGGAAAAGUCAUCAAGACCGAAACCACCAAACCAGACCUCAAAGGCGACCAAGUCUUACUUCGAAUCACUGCCUCCGGCCUCUGUGGGACAGAUAGCCACUACAGGCACGUUGAUCAAGGCCUUGGUCAUGAGGGAGUAGGCGUUAUCGAGCAAGUCGGUCCAGCGGUGACACAUCUCAAAGCCGGGGACCGUGUAGGAUUCGGGUACUUGCACGACUCUUGCGGACACUGCCAGGAGUGUCUCGCUGGGAGAGAAACAUACUGCCCUCAGCGCAAACUGUAUGGGUAUGCGGAUCUCGAUCAGGGCUCUUUUGCUAGCCAUGCAGUGUGGCGCGAAUCGUAUCUUUUUAAGAUUCCCGACAGCAUGAGCGAUGAGGUCUGUGCGCCACUAAUGUGUGGUGGUGCGACUGUCUUCAACACCCUCAAUGCAUACAACUUCCAGCCGACGGAGACGGUCGCCAUCAUGGGAGUCGGAGGACUAGGCCACCUCGCCAUUCAGUUCGCCGCUAAGAUGGGAGCCCAUGUCAUUGUUCUCUCCAGCUCAGACCGCAAGAAGGACGAAGCAAUGAGACUCGGAGCUCACGAGUUCAUCGCCACCAAGGAUGUAGAGAAGAUUGAGACUUCGAAGCCGAUCAAUCGUCUCCUUGUGACCACUUCCGCGCAGCCCGAGUGGCAGAAGAUCGUCCCCGCACUGGCCCCGGGUGCGACCAUCCAUCCUUUGUCGGUCGAUGAAGGCAACUUCUCGAUGCCGUACAUCCCACUUUUGGCCGGAGGUCUGACUGUGCAAGGAUCCAUUGUUGCCUCGAGGUAUAUUCAAAACCGGAUGCUUGAGUUCGCGGCUCUGCAUAAGAUUGAGCCGAUUAUUGAGAAGUUUCCCAUGAACGAGACAGCGAUUAAUGAGGCGAUGGACAAGCUUGCUGCAGGCAAUAUGCGGUAUCGUGGUGUCUUCAUUGCCGAAUAA